Messenger RNA from Bactrocera neohumeralis, 755 nucleotides. RefSeq names its product small VCP/p97-interacting protein (gene Svip). Bases 121 to 372 code for a protein of 83 amino acids. Gene Ontology annotation, biological process: negative regulation of VCP-NPL4-UFD1 AAA ATPase complex assembly; positive regulation of autophagy; negative regulation of retrograde protein transport, ER to cytosol. The transcript has 3 exons. NCBI's taxonomy places the organism in Eukaryota, Metazoa, Arthropoda, Insecta, Diptera, Tephritidae. The record is from RefSeq and is a predicted model, not a curated record. Gene Ontology annotation, cellular component: endoplasmic reticulum membrane.
CCACCCACCCAAAAAACAGCUGGUAUUGACGAAUGAUAACACAAAAGAGACCCUUUGUAGCAAAAUAUAAUUAUUUUACACCACAAUAAAACUUGUAAUUAAAAAAAAAACUUUAAGAAAAUGGGUUCGUUGUGCUCGUCAUGUUUUGGAGGCAAUGGUGAAUCAUCUAACCUGAUGCCAUCACCGGAAACUCGACGUCGUCAACAACUUGAAGCAGCAGAACGCCGACGAGAAGAAAAUGAACAUAGAGGCAUUAAAAACCCUGAUAGUGUUCGAAGACAACAGCAACGUGCAGAGGAUUUAGCUAGAAGAGAAGAAGAUGCUGCGCGAACAGGUGGCGGCGCACCAGCAUUAAAGUGGCAAGCAAACUAAGUAAAAAUGCUUAAGGGAGUUUCAGGAACUAACAGCUUUAAGCGCGUAUAAUUCUAAGUAUUCAAAUACGUAAACUUAUGUGCGUAUCAAAAGUGUUUAAAAUUUAAGACAGAUUUACACAUUGUUAUACAAAAUAUUAUACUAAGGGGGAACUUACAAUGCGAUAGAACGCUUUUCUAAAAAUUUUAAUAAUUGUUAAAACUCUUGUUCAUUUUUGUUAAUCCUUCGUAUGCGUUCUAAAGUAAUAUUGUUAAUAUACAUACUAUAUGAAUAUAAACAUAUAUGUACACAUAAUGUGCUGAUAAUAAGAUUUAAUCCCUCUUUUAAUUUUGUUAUUUCAUACAAAAAUAUUAUUUGUUUAUUAUAUUAUAUGUAUGUACAAA